AUGUCGCUGAGCCCAAAGCACACGACACCUUUCUCAGUGACAGACAUUCUCAGCCCCAUAGAAGAGACGUACAAGAAGUUUAGUGGCAUGGAGGGAUCUGGGAACCUGGCGUCUCCGUUGGGAGCUUACCGGCAACCUCAGGUGUCCCAGACGGGCAUGCAACAACACUCGAUGGGCCACAACGCCACGAUGGCCAGUACCUACCACAUGCCCCAUACCGUCUCCCAGUUCUCCCACAGCGCCAUGGGCAGCUACUGCAACGGAAGCAUUGCCAACAUGGGCGAUCUGCCCUCUUACCAAGAAACUAUGAGGAGCAGUGCGGCGGCAACCGGGUGGUACGGCGCCAACCCCGACCCAAGAUAUUCAACAAUUUCUAGAUUCAUGGGACCUUCCACAGGUAUGAACAUGAGCGGAAUGGGAACGCUGAGCGGCAUGGCGGAUGCGACCAAAGCCAUGACCCCGCUGCACGCGGCGCCCAGGCGGAAGCGACGUGUCCUCUUCUCUCAAGCCCAAGUCUACGAGCUCGAGAGAAGGUUUAAACAGCAGAAGUACCUAUCAGCACCCGAACGGGAGCAUCUGGCCAGUAUGAUCCACCUGACUCCCACUCAAGUGAAGAUCUGGUUUCAGAACCACCGCUACAAAAUGAAGCGGCAGGCCAAGGACAAGGCGGCGCAGCAGCUGCAGCAGGAGAAUAACAUGUGCCAGCAGCAGCAGUCACCCAGGCGGGUGGCUGUACCCGUGCUGGUCAAGGAUGGCAAGCCAUGCCAGAACGGCUCUAACACUCCGACACCCAGCCAACAGCAAAUGCAGCAGCAGCAACAACAUCAGCAACAACAGAACAGCUCUGGGGUCGUACUUCCUGCCACAAGUAACUCUAUAAAUCAGCACCAGAGUCAGCAGGUGGGAGCCCUGGUACAGGCCCAAGACCUUGAGGAAAUGUCACCCAGUCCUCCAUCCCUCCACUCCUCACUAAACAACAUGGGACAGAUAGACACGUCUGUAGAUUACACUAGCAACAUGGUCACAUCAAACCUGCUUUAUGGCAGGACGUGGUAG
Neoarius graeffei (lesser salmon catfish) is the source of this 1056-nucleotide messenger RNA. It is a transcript of the gene nkx2.4a, whose product is annotated as NK2 homeobox 4a. The coding region runs from base 1 to 1056 and encodes 351 amino acids. Gene Ontology annotation, biological process: cell differentiation; regulation of transcription by RNA polymerase II. The record is from RefSeq and is a predicted model, not a curated record. Gene Ontology annotation, molecular function: RNA polymerase II cis-regulatory region sequence-specific DNA binding; DNA-binding transcription factor activity, RNA polymerase II-specific. NCBI's taxonomy places the organism in Eukaryota, Metazoa, Chordata, Actinopteri, Siluriformes, Ariidae. Gene Ontology annotation, cellular component: nucleus. The transcript has 2 exons.